Messenger RNA from Ceratosolen solmsi marchali, 1144 nucleotides. RefSeq names its product SBDS ribosome maturation factor (gene Sbds). The transcript has 2 exons. Lineage: Eukaryota; Metazoa; Arthropoda; Insecta; Hymenoptera; Agaonidae. Bases 181 to 939 code for a protein of 252 amino acids. Gene Ontology annotation, biological process: ribosome biogenesis; cytosolic ribosome assembly. The record is from RefSeq and is a predicted model, not a curated record.
AAAAUGUUUCAUCUAUCGAAUUAUAAAUUUUAUGCCAUUUAUUUAAAAAAAUAUUUGGUUAUUCCAAGUUAAAUGUAAAGUUAUAAUUCUAUAUCUGUUUAAAAUAUAAAUUUCAUACUAUUGUAGUUUGGGUUUAUAUAUUUAUUUAUACAAUUUUAUAAACAGAAAUAGAAAAACAAUAUGUCCCUAAUAUUUACACCUACUAACCAAAUAAGGUUAACAAAUGUUGCUGUUGUGCGAAUGAAAAAAUCAGGCAAGAGAUUUGAAAUUGCUUGUUAUAGGAAUAAAGUUGUUUCUUGGCGAAAUAAGCUAGAAAAGGAUAUCGAUGAAGUAUUACAAACGCACACUGUUUUCAUAAAUGUAUCAAAAGGACAAGUUGCUAAAAAAGAAGAUCUUAUUAAAGCAUUUGGAAAAGAUGAUCAAACAGAAAUUUGUAAAGAGAUUUUAGCUAAAGGUGAACUGCAAGUUUCGGAUAAAGAAAGACAUUCAGCUUUAGAUGCUAUGUUUAAGGACAUUGCCACAACAGUAGCAGAUAAAUGCGUUAAUCCAGACAGUAAACGCCCUUAUUCUGUAUCACUAGUAGAAAAAGCUAUGAAAGACAUUCAUUUCUCAGUGAAACCGAAUCGUAAUACAAAACAACAGGCGUUAGAUGUUAUUCCACAAUUAAAAGCCAUUAUGCCAUUAGAAAGAGCUCAGAUGAGAUUAAAAAUUGCAAUUUCUGGAAAAGAAGCUCGAAAACUAAGGGAAAAAAUGGUAAAAUUAAUAUCAAAAAUUGAAUCUGAAGAUUGGUAUGGUGGAGAGUUAACUUUGAUUUGCUUGAUCGAUCCAGGUAAUUAUCGUACAAUUGACGAGAUGGUUAGGACUGAAACAAAAGGAUCUGGUAUCUUAGAAUUGUUAAAUUUGAAAGAAAUUAUUGAGGGUGAAGAAAUUUUAGAAUAGUAUUUAUCAGAUUUUCCAUGAUCGUUGUAUUAACUUUAUAAUGUUUCUACAUAUUAGUAACUGAAAUAUUUUCAAUUUAAAAAAUUUAAUACAAAUUUUCAUUUGGCUAUCAAUUUACUAUAUUUUCUUAAAUAAUAUUUACAUUUGCAUAACAUUGUUCACGCAUAUACCAUAUAUUUAUUAAUUUGUAAUAUUAUGAUAUAAA